AAUCUGGCAACGUUCUUAGAUUUUGAUGCCCACAUUUGAGGACUUACGACGAAAAACUUUAGUCUACAAAUUUUACUCACGCUCUCGCCAAGCCCAGACAUCCUGUCCACAAUUUCUGGUAAUCUUAACAUUCUCCCCGGCGAGGUCCUAUCCAAUGGCGACCGUUAGCCUCUUGUCAGUAGUUUUAUCGGACGAUGAAUUUAAAAAUCUGAAUGACACGAUAAAGUUCAAGUUAGAAGAGGUGUUGAAAAAGCACGAAAAUGAUUUCAGUCAGUUGAAUAUUAAAUUAGCAAAGCUUCAAACCCAGUCUGAACAACAGUGUUUUGAGUUGGAUUCACAACUUCAGCAGCUGCAAGAUCAGGGGAAAAAGGAAGAAAUACUUAUACAAGAAUUGACAGAUGCAAAAGCUAAGGUUGAUGCUGAUCUUAUAUCCUCACAAGAACAACUCAAACUUGUCAGCUCAAAAUUGGCUUUACUUGAAGCUUCUCAUCAAGAAUGGAGUAAAGAGAAGGAAUCACUUUUAGAAGAAAAAGAAAAUCUUAAUUCUCUGCUUUCAAGAAGAAAUGACGACUUGGAUAGGCUUACAGGAGAACUAAAGUCUUUGACUGAUCAACUUGUUCACGCCAACAAAGAAAAAUCAGAAGCUCUUAUUAAAACGGAAGAACUCAAUAGCCAACAGCUUGCUUUAGAAUAUAAAGAGAAAAGGUUAAACCAAGAACGAGAACUUAUCGUUCGACAACAAAGACUAUUACAAGAUGAACUUGAAUCCCGAACUAAGGAGGUUAUGAUGAUCAGGCGUGAGAAAACCUCAAAAGUAUUAGAACUGCAAUCAGAUGUGUCCGAAAAAAUAGAAGAGUUGCGGAUUGCGCAAAAAUCUAUCGGUGAGCUAACAGCCACGAUUGAGGGCCAUGAAAGACACAUUAAAGAACUGAAUGAUAAGGUGAAGGAACUUGGUGAAACAGAAAUGAAGAUGUCUGAAAAUCACAGAAAUGAGCUCAGGUCACAGAUGAGACUUUGUGAGCUGUAUAAGGCGUCAAGCGAAGACGCCCAAGCCAAAGCUGACGAACUUACCAAGACUACCGAAGAGUUACAAAGGCUUCUUCGUGAUGCGUCAGCUCGGUUUGGUAACCUGGAAACGGAAUCCAAGGCACAGAUCGAUCACUUAAAGGAUCAGCUAGAGAAAAGUUCUGAAUCAAACAUAGAACUGAAAAAAGAACUUGAGUGUGCCAAUAACUUGCUUGACCCCAGCAAAUCGCGUUUGAUGACUGCAGAAAACAUUGAAGCAAUGUCGCCUUCAGCUGCUGCAGCCUCACGAUUGCUGAAGUCAGGAAUGACCUUAACCCAAAUAUACAGCCAGUAUGUGUCUGUUUCUGAACAAAUGUUAUUCAAAGAAGAAGAAAAUAAGAAAUUAAAUAGCUAUAUUGACCAGAUUCUUCAGGAAUUAGAAGACCGUGCGCCUACUAUAGCUCGUCAGCGGGAAGACCACGAAAAAUCAAUUGAAAUGGUUGCAAAUUUAACGAGACAACUUGAUUUAGCCGUUCAGGAAGCUGAAACGGAGAAAGAAAACGCGCUUGAAGCUCGUCGUAUGCUGGGACAAGCACAACGUAAUUCACAGCGAUUUGAAAAACAAGUUGCAGAUCUGAGCAAACAAGUUUGUUUGCUUAUUCGUGAGACCGAAGAGCUCAGAGGAAACAGAUUACGCGAAGAACCCGUUGAUGACGACCAGGUGUCGUCCAGCGAAGGAUCGGCUGCCGCGGUAAUUAGCCGUCAUUUAGUAACGUUCCGCGACGUCGAGGAGCUUCAACAGAAAAAUCAGAUGUUGCUAACAGCCCUUCGUGAAGUAACCGAAAAACAGGAUGCAGCGGAACAGGGCGAGAUUGAUACCAAAACAGCCAAAAUCCAGCAGGCUUUAGAAAAUGCUUUGUCGGAAGUUGAUCACCUACGAGAUACCCGAAGGCGUCACGAGGAACUGAUGGAAAGCGUCAUCCAGCAGCGUGAUAUGUACCGCAUACUACUGCAGGAAGCCGGAUUGGGAGAUUCUCGGUCACCAGCUAAGUUCCGCAAUGUGGUCACAUCAACUCCGGCACCUAUUAGACAAGAAAGUACGCGAUCAGGGGACAUCGAAGUACAGCUUAAUGAGAGUAAACUGCGUUUAGAAGAACAAGAAAUGAAACUUCAGAAUGUCAUCAAGGAAAAGAAGGAAAGGGAGACUGCGUUAGGCAGUCAAAUCCAGGCUCUUCAAGAUCAAUUAGCUGAAUUAAGAGAUCAGAAUGUUCGACUAAGCACCCACAAAGAAUACGCGGAUGCAAAGGAAAAACUACUGCAGGGCAAUUUCGAUUCAUGUAAAAAACAACUUAACGCCUUAGAAGACAAGAACAAGAUAUAUGCAUGCACAGUUGCCAAACACGAGCAAAGCAUUGCUAUUCUACGAGAUGAAGCCAUGAAUGCUCAACAACGGUUGGCUCGUGCCGAAGUAAAUAUUUCAAUGCUUCAAGAAGAGAAGCAAUUGCUGAAGGAUGCUGAACAAAGUCUUCUAGUAGAAAGAAACGCGUUGUUAAGUGAGCGACGCAGCCAAAGCCUUCUGCAUGCCAACUUGGAAUCGAUCAAAUUAAAUUUAGAACGUGGUGAAAGCGAAACCCAUAUGCGUUUACAGAAUACCGUUAAAUCUUUGGAAGAACAAAUCGAAUUACUCCGGAAGAAACUGGACCUUGAAGAACAACGCUACCGAGAGACGGUAAAGUCCUUCGAAGAUAAGAUACUGGCCGAUCAAGUCCUUUUGAAAGCUGCCGAAGGGAGAGCCGCUAACGCUGAAGCACAAUUAGUUGUAGCUAGAGAGCGGCUGACGGCAGCAGAAUCGCGAGCAGGAUUAACAUCUCCCACAAGGAAAGGACAGGUGACGCGCCUGCUUUCGACUGCGCCAACAUCCGGGGAUGUCGCGACUGAUAGUGAUCUUGUUGGAGAUCUCCGAGCUCAGCUCGCAGAAGCCCGUAUGGAAACGAGCAAGUACCAGGAGCAGUUAGAGCUGGUUCGCCAACAAUCUGAACAAUAUCGCUCAAUUGCUGACAGCAUGGAAGAGCAGCUUAAUAAGAGCAACAUUGCUGGCCUCGCAUUCAAGCAGGAAACUGAGCAACAUUUGGCAAAAUUAAACGAAGAGCGUUCCGAACUAGCACGCAACCUUCAAGAAACUCUGGAUAAACUUAAGACUCUAGAAGAGGGAGCGGCACAGUUGGGUCGCGCAACGGCUCAUCAGUCGGAAGAGGUUUCGAAUCGAAUUAUACAGCUCGAAGCCAAUCUGGCCUCAUUGACUGACCAGGUUAGGUUGGCUGAGGAGUCCGAAGCUAAAGCACGUCAAGAAGCAUUAGAUCAAGUGAAGCAUGCCAAAGAAGCACAAGAAAAGUAUGAAAGGGAACUGAUGCAGCACGCCGCGGAUGUGGAACAGCUAAAUGCCAUUCGGGAACAAGUAGAACAAAGUCGCUCUCAAUUAUCGCUCCUUCAACAAACUUCAGCUCGACUUGAGGCUGAACUUGCCAGCGGUCGCACUAGUUGGCAAGCUCAAAAAGAAAUGCUGGAGAAGGAAGCUAGUGAGAAGGCUCGACGCUGCUCAGAUUUAGACAAACAAGUUGACGUAAUGCAACAACAAAUUGUCACGUUAAGUUCACGCAUGGCAGCAGCAACACGAUGCCAGGAAAUAGCUGUGAGGACGCAGAGUGGUGAUGAUGCAAACACGUCGCUUAAUACAUCCACUAGCGAAGAAGAUCUUCGUUCUACGGAUCAAUUGUUGGAGCUCGUUCGCUUCCUACGGCGCGAAAAGGAGAUUGCCAUUUCCAGAUCUGAAGUGCAAGAAGCCGAAACGCAACGUCUGAAGACGCAACUGGAACAAGCUGAACGCAAUUUGAGUGAAGCUCAGGCUAACCUACAUCAAGAGCGAGAACGUUCUGCCACGUCUGCGUUGACGUCGGAGAAACAUACAGAAAUGCUUCGCAGAUUGGAAACACUAAACGCACUUACAGACAGUAACCGGUUGUUGAGGGAUGAACGGGGUGGCCUUGUUAGUCGGGUUGAAGAACUGACUGUGAAAGUCAGUGCUCUGGAGGCGGAAUUGGAACCUUUGCGCGCUAACAACAACGAGUCCGCCAGUCGACUGGAGGAGCUGUCUGCCGAAAAUGCCACAUUGCGUAAGCAAGUAGUGGCUUGGCGGACUAGAACCAACGCGUUGCAGGAACGAGCUGGUCGAGCUACAGCCGACGAGAUCAAAAAGCUACAAUCUGACAAAGAGCUUGCUCAGAAGCAACUGGAACAAAUCCAAAAACAGGUAGAACAAAUGAAGGAGGCCCAGGCAAAGACAGCCAAUCAAUUGACAGAAACCCAGCGAGUGAACACUCAGUUGGUCACGGCACAGCAAAAAUUACAAGAAGAAGCUCGCUUGGCCAAGGAGGAAUCGCAAAAAGCUCAGUCUGAAAUGACCACGGCUCUUGCCAAACGUGAUGAAGAAACGGCAAAGGCGGCUGAUCAAGCCAAUCAAUUGCGCCGUAUUGCUCGCAAAUACAAAACUCAGUACGAAGAGCUUAAAGUCACGCACGAUAAAUUAGUUUCGGAUAAAGAAGCUUCAGCGUCAACAACUGCGGAAUCUGCCACAGCUGCGCCCGUUCAAGAAGAAGCUACUAGUGCUGCAACAACGGAGGCCGCAACAGCCGCAGCGACAGCUGCUGGCCUGGCUACAAGAAUUCAGGAACUAGAAGAGCAGAUAGUACAAAUGACAACUGAGCUAGAACAAAUUAAACAAGAGAAUCAAGCUAUGCGUCUAAAGGAUGAAAAGGCAACGAACGUUCUCAAAACGACUCGACAAAAAUUGGCUUCAUUGCCAAACCUUAUCAAAGAGAAAGAAACCCUUGUUGCGCAGCUAGAAGAAGCACGUGGCAAAAUUGAAAGUCUCGAACAGAGCAGCGAGGAACUCAAUGUUCGAUCUGCCGCUCUGCGCUCCCAGUUAGAAGGCCGCCUUAGUCGGCUAGAACGAGAGAACAGUGAACUGCUCGCAAGUAAACAAGCACUUGAAACUGAGCUGGAGAGUUUGAAGCAACGCAUUCCGGUUUUGCAGCGCCAGGUUGAAGCUUACCAGAAGCAACUAGUUUUAGUUCAACAAAGGCAACAAAAACAACAGGUUCAACAAACGACACAGCAGGUGCCAAAUAAACCACCCACCACUGAAAAGACGGUGUCUGAAAAUCCACCCACCGCAAACAUCAAACCCAUGGCAUCGGGAACCGCUGUAACUCCUCAGCGUCCUCCGGUUAGUUCCAGUCCCGGUCAAGUAACAUCAGGACCGAGUCAGGUGCACCGUACCACACCAACUGCUAGCAUUCGCCCAAUGGCAAUGACUACCCGCACGUUGGCAGUUCAACCCACCUCAGUUGCGGUAUCUCCUAUGGCGCCACCGCCGAUAGCUAUCGCACCCCCAACUCCCGUGGUCCAAUCGACUCCCACCGUGAGCCAAGAAGAACCAGUUGCAGGACCGAGUUUCAUUCCUGGUGGUGACGAAGGUCCAGCGUCAAGUGGUGAGGAUCGGUCGAAAAAAAGGGCCCGUGCCACAGAAGAGUCUCCUUCGAACGAUGACACUAGUGUCAAGAGGACCCGAUUGUCGGAGCAGACGGAAGAAGAAGUUGAAGUCAUUGAUUUGCAAGACGAACCAGCAGAAGAAUCUGCAGAAGACUAUGCUACACGUGCCGGAGAGAUGGAGUUGGUGAUCGAGUAUGAAGAACAACCGCAAGAGGAUCAUGAAGUGGAAGAGGAAGAAGUAGAAGAAGGUCUCAUUGAGAGCGAGGAAGAAGAAAUGGUUGAAACGGUCGAUCCCGAAGAAGAGGAACAAGAAGAAGAAUGUGACGAAAUCGUCGUUGAAGAGCAGCGGGAAGAUGUAGAAGAACAAACGCAACCUGAACAAGACUCAGAAGCCGUGUUGACGAUUGUUGAAGAGGAAACGGUUUCAGUUACUGUCCAGGAACCGGUUGAGGAAGCUGUUGUUCAACAACAAGUUCCAGCGGAAGAUGUCGAAUCGGAAGCUUUUGUACCAGUUAAUACCAAUGAAGCUGCUUCUUCUGAUGUGUCACAAGCCACCAUUCGUCCACCGCCCAGAGAAGACCGUUUACCGUCAUUCGGUAGAAAUACUCUUGCAUUUGAAGAUGUAGGUGACGAUGGCAUCGUUCCCAGCACGCCAGUUCUUCUGCGACCACGUACAAACGAUGGCUUUGCCGAAGCUGUGAGUUCACCUCAAGUCAAUACGCGUUUCGUAUUCGGAACUGUUCCCGAAUUGUCUAUAUCGGCCGGAACUAGCCACAUCAAUGCUCCAUCCCAUUUAGAAUCCCAAGGAAUGGAAGAUACGCGUAUGGAUCUAUCUCAGUUGGAAGAGAAUUCUGGCCGUAGUGUUCCAUCAACGCCACUGCAAGCAUCACCGCAUGACGAGUUGCCUGCUUUAAACCAGGGAGAAGACACGUCUGUAGUUCCUUCCGGAAAUGCCGAAGAACAAGGAGAUUUCGAGGGAGGUCCUGAUCUUGAAAGUGAUGCUGCUGCCGAAAUUGAUCUUCUCGGCGAAGACGACCAAGACACUGCGGAAAAUGAACAAUCAACCAGCCAGGUGGAACAGGAUCCAGUGCCUUUGACUACAACUGAAGAUGAUUCGUUGUCCGAAGCUCCGGAAGUUUCGACCAUUCAAUCGGCUGAAGGGUCUAGCCAAUCUACGACAACACAAGCCUCACCGUCACCUUCUGUGUCAUCUCCUAGUGCUCGAGGAGUUAUGACUCGGCGACCGUCAAUGGCUGGUUUCCCACGCGGGCGAGGAAUGAGCCGUGAAGAUUCACGACUAUCGGCUGCACAGAAUACCAAUCGCCCUGUUCCCAUCACCUGGACACCGAAUCCAGCACAACCCGCGUACACGCCUAAUCCUGCACGUGUUUUUAGACGUGUGCCCACUGUAGUGACAUCGCCAGCACCUAGUGCACCGGCGGUGAUCACGGAGCCAAGCGUUGUAGCCACAGCCUCUCCAGUUCCACCGCUUAUGCGAGGCCGGGGAGCAACACGCGGCCGGACACGAUCGAGAGCCCCAAGGCGGAUGUAAAUCUAAAUUUCGCCACGUUACCUAUGAAAUUUCGAGUCCCAUUACGCUCCUGACUUUUGCUAUGUCUGUUUUCUCAUUUAAGGUUAAAAUGAUAUCCUCGAUCUUUUAAGAGGGAUUUUUAAAUACACAGCCUAUCAGUUCGUAUAAA
Molecule: messenger RNA, 7253 nt
Organism: Daphnia magna
Lineage: Eukaryota; Metazoa; Arthropoda; Branchiopoda; Diplostraca; Daphniidae
Product: nucleoprotein TPR
Exons: 17
Coding region: 26-7105 (2359 amino acids)
Biological process (GO): mRNA export from nucleus; protein import into nucleus
Cellular component (GO): nuclear pore
Molecular function (GO): structural constituent of nuclear pore
Source: RefSeq, a predicted model, not a curated record